Messenger RNA from Brassicogethes aeneus, 1173 nucleotides. NCBI's taxonomy places the organism in Eukaryota, Metazoa, Arthropoda, Insecta, Coleoptera, Nitidulidae. The record is from the annotation of a GenBank genome assembly.
AUGCAUAACUUUUUGAACCCCAAACUUUUUCCAAAAGCCGUAUGCAAAUCGCCUUGUUUGGACAAUUACGAAAUAGAAAACAUCAUCAGCGAGGAUUACACAAAAAAAUGCAGAGGGUUUCUAGCCUAUUCAUCAAUAAAACCACCUGUAGAUGUGGAUUUUGAAUUUAUAUGUUCUGUUAACAUAUAUUACAUAAAAAUCAAUAGUUCUGUUGGCUCUCAAAAAUGCACUGGAAUUGAAUUGUUAAUAAAAUCCUCUGAUACCUACACAACUGUGGCUAAAGCGUUGUUUGAAAAAGCUGGUGUUGUAUUUUGCAAUAGCAGAUUUUACUCUAAAGAAAAACCUCCUUGUGACUUGCAAGAUUAUCACUUGGCGUUUUUUAGCAGUAAUUUAUUUAGGUUGUUUUUGAAUGCUAAAGGGGUGAGAUUGAGAAUAUUUAGAACUUACAAGUCUGUUCCUUGCCUUUCAUCUGUAGAAGUUUGGGGUAAAGUUUCAAAGCUCUGUUCUGCUACCACCAAAGAAACUGUUGAGAAAUUGGUGAAUAAAAUCAAUGUAAAACCCGGUUCUAACACUGUCAAAGACAAAGAUGAAAUUCCUGAAGACUUCAGAGAUGAUUUGACAAACGAAAUAAUGACAAUUCCAAUGACACUGCCUAGUGGCAAGACAGUAGACCAAACUACAUUGGAAAAAUAUAAUUUAAACGAAAAAGAGUUUGGACGAAAACCUGGGGAUCCAUUUACAGGUCUUAAAUUUAGUGAUAAAUUAAAACCAAUUUUAAAUGUAGCCCUUAAAAGCCGAAUUGAUAUGUAUUUACUGCAGAAUAGUGAUAAACCUGAGUUUUUUAACUUGAAGAGAACGUUGGGAAGAAGUUCUGUAUCAGUUAAUCCCAGCACUUCGAUAUCCUACAAGAAAAUCAAACUGGAUAAAAGUGAUGAUGGCUUAGAAAGAGCCAUUAAUUUGGUAAAAACUAAUACUAAUUUUGUUUCGUUUACAAGUGAGGAAGAGAAAAGUAUAAAAUGUGUUAAGUGUGGUAAAGUUGGGGAAUAUUUUUACAAGGCCCCAUGUCAGCAUUUAUUUUGUAGAAAUUGCUUAUUGUUGAUAUGUAAAAAAAUGGAGUGUGGUGAGUGCAGGACAGAAUUUAAUAAAAGUCAUAUAACAAAAGUUAAUUUAUAA